CAACGCUCGCCGAGCACUCAAUGUCAAAAUUUCGGCUCGUUUGAAACAAACAAAAUAGUUAUUUUUCGGGCUUUAGUUCUCACGUUUAGCACUGCAUUAUUCCCAACAUUUUUUGCCUAAAGGUUUGGGGUACAAAAUUCAUAGCUCAUUGCAAUGUUUCGAGUUGGCAAGCUGACGGGCAGCCUGUCUGAGGUGGCCACUAAGGAAGCGGGACCGGUGCGUUUUCAGCGGCGCUGCAUUCAGGCGAGGGGUCUCUUGCCGGGAUUGGCUAGUAGAACGCCGGGAACGCUAUCGGCGACGGCCCAGGUAACUGGUGGCAGCAAGCAGAAGUUCCAGCCCCAGUCCCAGACCACCGGCAGUGGUCCCGAGGCACAGAACAGCCGCUGGCCGAAGAAGGUGUUCAGUGGCAUCCAACCCACGGGAUCCCUGCAUCUGGGUAACUAUCUAGGCGCCGUGCGCAAGUGGGUGCAGCUGCAGAAUGCCCGCGAUGAUGUCACCGUCUGCAUCGUGGACCUGCACUCCAUCACCAUGCCCCACAAUCCGCCCCUGCUGCGCGAAAACAUCUUCACCAUGGCCGCCACGCUGCUCGCCUGCGGCAUCGAUCCCGCCAAGAGCACGCUCUUCGUCCAGUCCGCCGUCGCCGAGCACGCCGAGUUCAACUGGAUCCUUAGCUCGAUGACCACGAUGCCGCGUCUGGCUCAACUGCCACAAUUCCGGGAGAAGUCCCGCCUGCUCAAGGAUGUCCCGCUGGGCUUGUACGUCUAUCCGGUGCUCCAAGCAGCCGAUAUUAUGCUGUACAAGGCCACCCAUGUUCCUGUGGGCGCUGAUCAGAUACAGCACAUCCAGCUGGCCCAGCACUUGGCCAAAACCUACAACGGUCGCUAUGGCGAGACCUUCCCUGUGUGCCACGCUAUCAUCGAGGAUGGAGACGCCUCCCGGGUGCUGUCCCUUCGAGAUCCCUCCAAAAAGAUGUCGAAAUCGGAGGCAAAUCCCAAAGCCACCAUAAAUCUAUGCGAUUCGCCUGAGCUGAUCACGCAGAAGAUAAAGAAAGCCGUCACAGAUUUCACCUCGGACAUCACCUAUAAUCCUGGCAAGCGAGCCGGCGUGAGCAACCUGGUCAACAUCCACUCGCAGGUCACCGGGCAGUCGAUUGAGUCGGUGGUGGACGAGGCCGCCACCCUGGACACGGCCAAGUACAAGGACCGUGUGGCGGAGGCUGUGGUCGAGCACUUGCGUCCGAUCCGGGAGCAGAUCCUCCAUCACAUGACCAGGCGCAACGAGAUGGUCUACUUGCUGGAGGUGGGGGCGGAAAAGGCGCGUCAGCAGGCACAACAGACGAUGAGCGAUGUGAAGCAGCGUCUGGGACUGGGCACCAGUGUCAAUAUACCGGCUGCGGUGCAAGUGGCACCGCUUCUGCCCACGCCUGAGGUUCCCAAGACCUCGGCCAGUAGGCAAAUGUCCAAGGAAUUUGACGGCAAUGUCCACGAGCGCCACGAGCGGAUGUACGGCUUCGGGGAUCAGCCAAGCGGUGGAGCUGGCAAGUCGCCCACCGGAGAACUGCCGGAGAUCUCUCAGGCGACGAUGCCGCGAGUGUCCCGUCGUCCGCCCGUCGUGCCCGCCCAGUCCCUGCGCGUGGAGAAGCAACUGGGCAGCACCCGGACACGUCACGUCUUCCAGAUGGACACCUGCAAUGCCCCUCACAUUGGCUUCAAGCCGCCACCGGGAUUUUCUCCCAACUUAGUCACUGGCGGACUGACAAAAGUCAAACGCCCGACAGUAAAACCCGUUCCCGGCAGCAUGGGAUUCGGGCAGCAGGCGCAGGGAGCCUUGUCCAAUCAAGGCCAGAACGUUAACCCCAGUGCAGUGUCCACCAUUGCACGUGAAGUGAAUGCCGCCAAGAAGCAGGAGUUCACCUGCAACCCUGCCUUCUACGCAUCUGCCCUUGACUCACAUCAGAGUUCGACUCGCACCAGCGAAAAGAGCUCCUCCAAGGCGACAGAUAGUGAUUUUAUUAUUGUUGCUAAUGAUGAGGAGGAGCAGGCCUCCUCCCAAGAGCAACACGAGGAGGCUGAAGAGGAGGAGGUCGUUGAGCGGGAAAGGGACAGCAGCGAGCGCAAAGCCAGCGAAGCUACCAAAGUCGAAAUAUAACUCUUGGAAACAUUGCAAUUGUUAUUAGUGUAGUACAAGUAUACUUAGAUAACAAUAUUUCUGUCAAA
Drosophila elegans is the source of this 2216-nucleotide messenger RNA. It is a transcript of the gene TrpRS-m, whose product is annotated as tryptophan--tRNA ligase, mitochondrial. NCBI's taxonomy places the organism in Eukaryota, Metazoa, Arthropoda, Insecta, Diptera, Drosophilidae. Gene Ontology annotation, biological process: mitochondrial tryptophanyl-tRNA aminoacylation. Gene Ontology annotation, molecular function: tryptophan-tRNA ligase activity; ATP binding. The record is from RefSeq and is a predicted model, not a curated record. Gene Ontology annotation, cellular component: mitochondrial matrix; mitochondrion. The transcript is spliced from 3 exons. The coding region runs from base 154 to 2148 and encodes 664 amino acids.